Messenger RNA from Rhipicephalus sanguineus (brown dog tick), 667 nucleotides. RefSeq lists its product as uncharacterized. The transcript has 2 exons. The record is from RefSeq and is a predicted model, not a curated record. NCBI's taxonomy places the organism in Eukaryota, Metazoa, Arthropoda, Arachnida, Ixodida, Ixodidae. The coding region runs from base 6 to 485 and encodes 159 amino acids.
AAUCGAUGCCAGUUUCGAGCCACGACAUUGAGCGAACAGCUCGGGACCCCUUGCUUUGUAAAGUGAUGGAUUUUGUUAGUGCGGGGUGGCCGUCAUGUGUGGCUGAAAAAGAUUUGAAGCCUUUUUUUGACAGACGCUAUGAGCUCACAGUUCACCAAGGCUGCAUCAUGUUCGGGAUGCGAGUGAUCGUGCCGGCAAAAUUGCGCAACUUGCUGCUGGACGAACUCCACGAAGGGCACCCAGGCAUCGUGAGCAGCAAGCAACUGGCGCGGAGCUACGUGUGGUGGCCGUCCAUCGAGGCGGACCUCGAGCAUCGUGUUAAGGCUUGCGGGCAGUUUCACCUGGCGUCGUCACAAGUACCAGCUGCUCAGGCGGACCACAGAUCCACACCGCGAGGCAUCAGGCCAGGAGGGAUCAGAGUUCCUGGUGUUUCAGCCCAGCGUCGACCCAAUGACAUCCUCCGCUCGUACCACGAGUGGUCCUGACGUUUCGCAUGAGAUUGAGACAGCGGGAGCAAGACGCUACCCAACGAGAAACCGUCGACAACCUGAGAGAUAUCAAGCUGGAGUUUAGCUUGUUAGAGUAGCAAGUAUAAAAGGGGAGGGAUGUGGUGUCCGGCCGAGCACCGCAUUUGAUGAAGUCGAUAAUGCGCAGGCGCGCGAAGCGA